AUGUUACUUAAAAAUGUAUAUUUUUUCCAAGCUGGAAUUGGAAUCUUUGCCAAUACCUUCCUCCUUGUCUUCCACAUCUUCACAAUCCACCAGCUUCAUAGGCCAAGGCCCACUGAUAUAACUACCUCUCAUUUAGCUUUUGUCCACAUUGUAAUGCUACUUACUGGACUACUCAUUUUAUCUGAAGACUUGUUCCAAUUGUUGAAUUUUUCAAAUGCAUUGAAAUGUAAGCUUUUGUUCUACGUGAGUAGAAUGACACGGAAUCUCUCCAUCUCCACUACCUGCCUUUUGAGCAUCAUUCAGGUCAUCACCAUCAGUCCCAGCUCCUUCUGCUUGUCAAGAUUUAAACAGAAGCUCACAAAUUAUAUUAUCAUUGCUUUCUGCUGUUUUUGGUCCCUCAACCUGUCUUCCAAUAGCCACAUGAUCAUCUACACUGUAGCUCAUUCCAACAAGACCAAUCUACUCACUGUCAGUAAGUACUGCUCACUUUCCAUGAUGAACUCUGUCGUCAUGGCACUAUUUCUCUCACUUUCUUUGUUCCAGAACAUCUUCUUUGUAGGUAUCAUGCUGCUGUCCAGCAUGUUCAUGAUAAUUUUCUUAUGUAGCCAUCACAGGAAGUCUGAGUACCUUCAUAGCAUGAGAAUUUCCCCAGCAAAACGGGCCACUUGUACUGUCUUAGUGUUGGUGAGUUUCUUUGUGAUUAUGUACUGUGUGGAUAUCAUCAUCUCAUCGUUCUCAACUGUAUUGCAGAAAUAUGAACCUGCAUUCCUGGAUGUGCAGGCAGUUGUGGGAAAUGUCUAUGCAGUUGUGAGUCCAUUGGUGCUUAUCAGUUCUGAUAAAAGAAUAAUUGUCAUUCUGCAAAAGUUGACUGAAAUGAUAAUAGUUUUGUCAAGUUGA
Messenger RNA from Ochotona princeps (American pika), 897 nucleotides. RefSeq names its product putative vomeronasal receptor-like protein 4. The record is from RefSeq and is a predicted model, not a curated record. Gene Ontology annotation, molecular function: pheromone receptor activity. The transcript has a single exon. Gene Ontology annotation, biological process: G protein-coupled receptor signaling pathway. NCBI's taxonomy places the organism in Eukaryota, Metazoa, Chordata, Mammalia, Lagomorpha, Ochotonidae. The coding region runs from base 1 to 897 and encodes 298 amino acids. Gene Ontology annotation, cellular component: membrane.